Mytilus californianus (California mussel) is the source of this 1383-nucleotide messenger RNA. RefSeq lists its product as uncharacterized. The record is from RefSeq and is a predicted model, not a curated record. Lineage: Eukaryota; Metazoa; Mollusca; Bivalvia; Mytilida; Mytilidae. Bases 61 to 1299 code for a protein of 412 amino acids. The transcript is spliced from 3 exons.
CUGACCUCUUACUCAAUAAAGUUUGCUUCAUUUUGAAACUAGAGACAUUCAAUAACAAAGAUGGGUAUUAUUUAUGUAGUUUUAUCGUUUUUAUUAUUUGGAAGCGUUUACACAUCGCUUGAAUAUAACAAGAGAUUGCCACCAGUAGCCUUUGACUCGGCAAGUAGUGAGCUCCCUCAAAUGAAGUUUGAGACCAUCACUGUAACUAAAGGGCGAUAUGGAACUUAUAUCAAAGCUAACUUUAAAAUGAACAAAAAACAAUAUUUUGGUAGUGACUAUCAUUCUACGUGGUUUGUAGAUAAUGUUCCUGUCCAAUCUAUUUACAUUAAGAACAAGGAUUUCUUCUCCGUUGGAAAUUCAGUGGAAUCCGUUUCCGAUGGCCGUUUGAUUUCAUUCGAUAUAUCAACUUCUUUGACUCCUAUCGAUAUUACAAAUAAAACAUUUAAAGUUAUUGUCAGAUACAAGCAUGAUGAAUUUUUAUACUUAAAAAAGAAGAAGGAAUCAAGACAUUUCUACAGCUAUCAGAACUAUGAAAUAACAUUCAAAGGUUCUGACUUGGGUUUCCCUGCUGUUGCCUCUUCACAAACAUAUAGCUUUGAUAACUUUGAGUUUUUCAUAGCUAAGCAAUCGAGUACAAGGAAAUACAGAGGUAUGUUUGGUUUCGGCUACGACUCUGACAGUUCUGUUAAUGAAAUCUCCACGUCGUUUGAAGGGUUUGGAAUCAAAACAAAACCAGCCAGAUAUUUUUAUGAUAUAGCCACACGGGGUGGUAAUACUACACUUCUAAGCUUUUCAGAGAUCUCAGUUCCGCCAUUAUCCAACAAGCUUAAGAUUGUCAAUGUUGAUUUAGUGGAAGAAGCUAAGAAAAUGUAUCAUGGUUUGUUAAAAGUAACAGUUUCUACAACAAACCGGUUUAACGUAGAUAUCAAGUAUGUCUUCGAACUAACAAGCUAUCUUUACAAUGGUGUAAGCCUCAAAGAGCCUUUCUUUCCUCUUACUGGAUUAAUCAUAACAAAUUUUGAGGAAAGUGAUAAUGCAGAAAAGACUACAUUAAUUUGCAGAGUAUUUGGUUUUAGAAAUGCCAAAGUUGAAUUAUUCCUGCAAACAACAAAGUCUGAUGACAGAGUAGAAGUUACUAAGAAUGUUUACCCGAUCUACAAUGAAUACGAAACAGUGCAAACGCUAGUCUUUGUUGAAAACAAAGACAGGCAGGCUGGGACAUAUUUUUGUGUAGCAACUAGUUUAUACGGAGAAAAAGUGUUCAAAGUCGAAAAGAGAAGAAAUAUGUUUCUACCAUAAAUAUGUUGGUACUUGAAUUGUAUAUCAGGUCAAAUUUCGACUAAGAAAGAUAAAUAAUAAACAAAUAAAAUACAGCUUUAUAAA